AGAUGAUUCUAACACGACGAGCCAACUGCGCAACGCGGUUAUUCACGUGCAGACAAUCCGUCACACAAAAGUAGAGCACACUGAGUACAGUACAGAACGUUUUCUUUACUAUAAAUAUAAUUUAUUCGUUACUUUCCAGAUAUGCUAAAAUGGUGGAAUAGGAAAGGUUACGGGUUUUGAAGGAAAAUUCAGUGGACUGUUGGAAAAUGGGAGAGUUUUUGUGUAUCGGUGACUAUAUCAGCUUGUUCUGCGAGGAAACUGAGGGAUAUGUAUACAGUUAUCAGACAAGUUCUUCGCACAAUGGACUAUAUAUUUACCAAGGACAAGACAGAAAGAAGCCCGGAAAAAUCCCGAAUCCACAUGCUAUCACAUUCCGUGUAUGUAUCCAAAAUCGAUACAAACUCAAUAAAAAAUACCGGAAACUUCUGGCAGCCAGCAGUAAAGAUCCGGAAAACCUUGAGCUUAAAGCUUUGGUAGCUCAGGCCAAGACGUCUGCGAAUGCUGAGAACCAAGACAACAUAUCCGAGCAGAAACGGCAACACGGCAAAAGAGUUCGAUAUGGGGAAAUCAUUCAGCUCAAGCACGUGUUUACGGAUAAGUAUGUCCAUAUCAGCACAACACAGACAAGCCACAGGGACAAAAAUAAUAUGUUGAUAUCUUUGCACCAAUAUAAUGGCAAGCACGCUCAGUUCAGGAUUCUGCCAAGGUACAAAGUGAAAUCGGAAGGGGAAUACGUGCAAAUAUUAGACCAGAUCGUGUACGAAAGUUUUAAAUCUCAAGGACACUAUUUCCACUCAAGUGUACCAUGGAAUAUCGAAAAAGAUAUGGUUGGAUCGGAAUUGAACUUAGGGGUGGCACAGACAGGCUUCACAGUAGUAAGAUAUUACAGACCAAGUGAUGAAAAUGAAGCGAAUGUCAGAGGAAGUAGUUUUAUACGCCUUUUUCACAAAGAACUGGAAGCAUACCUUGUCGCAGAGGGAUUGUUUGGUGAACCCGUACAAGAAGAGGUCCAUCUACGGAUUAGAGAGAUUGACCAGCUGAACCCCCGGACGCUCUCGCCACCUAAUUCCGCCAUCACCUACUGGCAGGUCGAGCCUGAGGAUACCAUCCUUAAUGGUGGGGUCGUUAGAUGGGAACAGCAAGUGCGGUUGCGGCACGUCACAACUAGAAGAUUCCUGUGUCUGGAUGCGGAUUUUGAAGUGUGCCUAACAGCCGAGGAAAACGAUCCGCGGUCGGUAUUUAGAUUCCAUCCAGUGCUAUCGCUGUCGGAUUUUGAACAAAAUGAGAUAGACUUCGAGAGUUACUGCCGGAUUGAGCACGUUUUGACAGGAAAUUGGUUACACGCUCUGAAAGAUGAACCGUAUCAACGGAGGCGUGAUAUGGGCCGUGAAAAUGAUCGCAGCAUGCAGGCACUUAGGUGGGAUGGGGGAGAGGUUCGCAAGAUAUCUUCGACAGAAAACCGGCGUUACGUAGACGUGUUCACAAUACAUGAAGUGGAAUGGGAACAGAUCUACAGUGCUAACUUUGUCGCUGGAAUGGUGCCCUUCUUGUCAAAAUUGAUAGAAUCGCGUGAAGAAUGUGAUUAUCUCAAUGCGAUGAAAACGCACCAAAUCACAACUGCGCUCCAGGAAUUGAAGCAGUUCAUGAUCAUCAAUGGCGAAACAUACAAAGAUCACCAGAAGUUGAUGAGGAAUUUCAGGAUAGUUGACCUACUUGUACAGCUGCUCCAGAGUCCACUUCAAGAUGCCCCGGACAGCAACUACCUUCUUAGCGUAUUCAAGGAGGCGUAUGACAUCUUGUAUACUUACAUGACCGGAAACAGUAGGAAGAACGCGCUCUACUUCGCUAAGUACAUCGAGUUCUUUCAAACGCAACUGAGCCUAAAGGCGUCAACCAGCGUUAUGAUAAAGCAAUACCAUCUGGUAGUAGUGGAUCCUACUUUAAAGGGCGACAUUGGUUUGAAUGUAGCUCAGAUGUUGGUGGAACUGAUCCGCGAUAACAGACAGAUCGUGGACAGAAUUACACACGAACAGAUAGAUAUAUUCGUUGAUCUUCUUAGACAAAGAAAGAACUACCGUUUCUUGGACCUGCUGAAUGUCCUUUGUGUAUGUGAUGGUAAGACGAUCCUGGAGAAUCAGUCCUACAUCACGGAAACCUGGCUACGACAUGACAAGGUAUCUUUUGAUGCUAAAACAUGUCAUAUACACCUUACCGGGGCAGACGUAUAUUUGAUCGAGAGAGGCCAAUACAUACACAAAGAACAUAAUGUUGUGUACAUAUCCACGGACGCUGGUCACACGUGGGUUCCCCUCCACCAGUUUGCCAAU
Messenger RNA from Lingula anatina, 2327 nucleotides. RefSeq names its product inositol 1,4,5-trisphosphate-gated calcium channel ITPR3. Lineage: Eukaryota; Metazoa; Brachiopoda; Lingulata; Lingulida; Lingulidae. The record is from RefSeq and is a predicted model, not a curated record. Gene Ontology annotation, molecular function: inositol 1,4,5-trisphosphate-gated calcium channel activity; inositol 1,4,5 trisphosphate binding. Gene Ontology annotation, biological process: calcium ion transmembrane transport. Gene Ontology annotation, cellular component: endoplasmic reticulum; membrane.